UUGCCAGGACUGUGCCUUCUCCGCUACAGGUCCCGGGCUCCAGUUCCGGAAGUGGGUUCGCAUCGUGCGGUUCCGGGCCCCGGACCGUGACUGUAGCCACGGUGGCGGCCACUACAUCACGCCCCACGCCGGCGGCGCUGGACGCCGUAGUGUCGACGAGCCCGGAGCCCAUGACAAGCCAGGGCCAGUCGGCGGCCGGGUCGGCGGCAUGGAGCGCAGUGUUCCGCCACGUCCGAUACGAGAACCUGGUGGCUGGCGUGAGUGGCGGGGUCUUGUCCAACCUGGCGCUGCACCCGCUCGACCUCGUAAAGAUCCGCUUCGCUGUGAGUGAUGGACUGGAAGUAAGACCAAAAUAUAAAGGAAUUUUACAUUGCUUGGCUACCAUUUGGAAAGUCGAUGGACUACGUGGACUUUAUCAAGGAGUAACCCCGAAUGUGUGGGGUGCCGGUUUAUCCUGGGGACUCUACUUUUUCUUUUACAAUGCCAUCAAAUCGUAUAAGACAGAGGGAAGAGCUGAACAGUUAGAGCCAUUAGAGUACCUCAUCUCAGCUGCUGAGGCCGGAGCCAUGACUCUCUGCAUUACAAACCCAUUAUGGGUGACGAAAACUCGCCUUAUGUUACAGUAUGGUGGUGUUGUUAACCCUUCACAGAGACAGUAUAAAGGAAUGUUUGAUGCACUUGUGAAGAUAUAUAAAUAUGAAGGUGUGCGUGGAUUGUACAAGGGAUUUGUCCCUGGGCUGUUUGGAACAUCACAUGGUGCCCUUCAGUUUAUGGCAUAUGAAGUGCUAAAGUUGAAGUACAACAAACACAUCAAUAAAUUACCGGAAGCCCAGCUGAGCACAGCAGAAUACAUCUCUGUUGCAGCACUAUCCAAAAUAUUUGCCGUGGCAGCAACAUACCCGUAUCAGGUUGUGAGAGCCCGUCUUCAGGACCAGCAUGUGUCUUAUGGCGGUGUAACCGAUGUGAUCACAAAGACGUGGAGGAAAGAAGGCAUCGGUGGAUUUUACAAAGGAAUCGCCCCCAAUCUGAUUAGAGUGACUCCAGCCUGCUGCAUCACCUUUGUGGUUUAUGAAAAUAUCUCUCACUUUUUAUAUGACCUUAGAGAAAAGAAAGUGAGCUAAAAGAAGAUCCCAGUGUAUGUGCUUGAAGCAGCAGCAAACUCCUUUGUGUCUGAAACACAAAGCUCGGAAGAGUCCUGCAGAGCAACAUAGCUCAUAAUCGCAUGUCUGUGGUAGAAGUCACAGGACUGCUAAGUCAUCUUGACGUUUCUGCUCUUUGCUUCUCCAUAUGUGUGGAACAUGGCUGCCUCUCCCUGGAGUGGGUACUAUCUGAUAAUGUUGAAACUGAUAGCCACUGUGAAAAUGUACAAGAUCUUCCAUUUUGUUGUUCAAGUAGACGCUAAUUUGCAAUAUUUAUAAAUAAUUUAAUGAAUGUUCUUUUUUUUUUUCUGAACUCUCUUGCCUGGAUUGGCUUUAAAACUGACCAUGUGCAAUAGCGAGGAACUGGCUUCUUACAAGAAUGACUAUAUUUCAAGGGUAAAUUAAACCUGGAGACUUAUAAAUAAGGUGUUACCCAAGUCUAGCCCAUUCUGAAUGGGGAUAUUUUUGUUAGAAAAAGUCUAUUAUAAAUGUGCUUAGUGUUAAUCCAGCUGGAACACACCAAGUACAGAAAUUGGAGAAGUCAUAUAUUUCUCUGAGAAACAUCAGGUACCUUCUGCUGUUCCAUUGCUUAAUUAUUUACAGUGAGGUUCUAGACCCAGACCUUAUAUUUUGGCCCUAAACACUUAUGUGUGGUUAGGAUGUAUGCAAUCUGAACUUCCAGCAUCCAGUGAAACCGUCAUUUAGCAUGUGCGGCUACAGAUCACUCAUGAGGAAUCCUGGCUCAUGUUUCACAGAGAUGGAAUGUUUGCUGUGAGUUUGAAAAACUGAAUAGAAGUAAACAUUCCAUUUUCCCUUAAUUUUUAGAUUUAUGGUUCCAGUUUCCAAAUGUGUCUACAUUGGUUGCUCAGAUUCAGGUUGAAAUACAGAUUACAUACAUGUGUUUGUGGCCAUUACUGGUUUGAUUUCUGUGUCACUGUAGAUCUCCAGGUGAAAGGCAUCCCUGAAGGACGCUGGACUGACACUGACUCCUCUGUGCAGCUGGCAGUGCUGUGGCACCAGCACCUGUUGUUUGUAAAAAAAAAUCUUUAUGAUCAAAGCUGUAUUUAAAAGGUUCUUUGAAAAUAAGCCUAUUUUUUAUAUUUUGGAAAUGGAAUUGUUUUUAAAAUAAAAAGUGAAAAG
Rattus rattus (black rat) is the source of this 2279-nucleotide messenger RNA. RefSeq names its product solute carrier family 25 member 32 (gene Slc25a32). The coding region runs from base 171 to 1121 and encodes 316 amino acids. Gene Ontology annotation, biological process: folate import into mitochondrion; nucleotide transport. Gene Ontology annotation, cellular component: mitochondrion. The transcript is spliced from 7 exons. Lineage: Eukaryota; Metazoa; Chordata; Mammalia; Rodentia; Muridae. Gene Ontology annotation, molecular function: FAD transmembrane transporter activity; folic acid transmembrane transporter activity. The record is from RefSeq and is a predicted model, not a curated record.